UCCUAUGUGCAAGACAAAACACUAUACUAAGCCAUACUAUCUAACCCACUCCACCGGCCUAUAAUGGAAGUUGUUUAUAUUGGUGAACAGUAGUAGCCCAUGGGAUGGAACUCCUGAAGCACGCCAUUCGACUAUCCUCCGACCUUAGGGAAGAAACAGUGGGUAAAGUGCUGGGCGUUGUACCGGAUCGCACGUUCCAGCUGGGAAAGAUUUAGAAAUCGCCACUCUUGCAUGGUGACCGAACUGGAAUUCAGAACAAGUUUUUCACCGUUUUCCGGAGUUCCCAGUAGUCAUUAGGGCACCAGUCGUAGUCGGAAUUAUCCUUGUUAAAAAUUCCGAUUUUGUUUAAACACCGCAUUAGUGCGUCUGUCGGUGGCGUCUUUAUGAGUACCUUCGAAGAUUGAAGUACCUUAAUUGCUAACAUCGUUUGGAAACACUAGCCAUCAGAAUAAAACAAUUCAUGAUCAUAUAUGUUCCGAUUUUACUGCGCUCAGCCAACCCAAUAUAAAUCAUGGACAAGCUUAAGUCGGUUUUGAACGGCACGGAUGGACCCAAAGAACCACCAAACAUUCUUCAGGCUGCAAAUGAAGCGUCUACUCUUAGUUGGGGUACCCGAGUAAAGGGUUUUAUCGGCUGCUUCGUGAUUGGCGUUAUAUGCACAGUUUUGGGGCCAUGUUUGCUCUUCAUUCCCAAAAUAGGUAUCCUCCUCUUCAUCAUCUUUUAUACAUUUGGAAACAUCUUCUCACUGUGCAGCACUAUGUUCCUGAUGGGGCCAAUCAAACAGCUGAAGAGAAUGUGUGACAAGACCAGAGCUCUGGCUACCACCAUCAUGUUGACAUGUCUCGUGUUAACUCUCUGUGCAGCCUUCUGGUGGAAGAACUUUGGCCUGGCUUUGUUGUUUUGCAUUCUGCAAUGCAUAGCAUUAGCCUGGUACGGCUUAUCGUAUAUCCCUUUUAUCAGAGAUGCAGUCCUGAAGGUAAUCAUGAUGUGUGUGAAGUGAAGCAUCCCCACUUGACAGAAGGAAAAAUACUGCAACUUCCUGGAAGGUGUUUUAGACCUUUCACCCCCUGUCAAAAACUGUGCAGCUUCAGAAAUGACAAAUCUUACAGCAAGAUUGCACUGUCUCCUCUUGGGCCUAUGACCUUGCAAAAUGUGAGGGAGGUUUUAUUGUAUGAGGUUUUAUUUGCUCUGCUUUUGGUUUGUUUUUAGAUGCCCUGCUCUAUACACAUACAUACAUACAUACAUACAUACAUACAUAAUUAAUGUUAAUGUUUUUAAUAUAUUCCUGUAUUUGUCUAACAUGCUGGGAAAUCCUGGGAAUGCUAAUUGAAGAAAUGGAACAACUAAGUUGGCCCAUUGUAUGCAAUUGUUAAACGGUUCAAUAACAUCCUGUAAAUUGUUUAAUUUAUUAUAAAUAAAGGAUUUCACAGUCA
Molecule: messenger RNA, 1433 nt
Organism: Esox lucius (northern pike)
Lineage: Eukaryota; Metazoa; Chordata; Actinopteri; Esociformes; Esocidae
Gene: sft2d2a
Product: SFT2 domain containing 2a
Exons: 8
Coding region: 512-1000 (162 amino acids)
Biological process (GO): vesicle-mediated transport
Cellular component (GO): membrane
Source: RefSeq, a predicted model, not a curated record